CUUAUUUACUCAUUUUCUGAAUGGAUCUUCAAGAAUUGCAGCCGAUUGCUCUCGAAUAACUUCACACCCAUUCAUCUCUAUCUUCUCAUCUCCCUCACCAAACUCUUCACCUCUGCAACAAUGGCGGAAAUAAUACCUGGAUUCAUGCUGUUCUUAACUCUCAUCUUUCUCAUCUCCCUUCGAUUUUCUGAAUCCACUGUGCCUCCACAAGAAGUGGUAACUGUCUCAAACAUUCUUGCUGACAUGAAUGCAACAAGUUGGAGAUUUAAUGGUGAAAGUUGCAAUCUUGAAAUGAUUUUUCAAGUUCCAAGAUUAUCAAGUGAAGCUAAUGCAAGCAUCGGAUGUGAUUGCAACAUUGGAAACGAUACAGAUUGUCAUGUCGUAAGGAUCACACACAAGUGGUAUAGUCUUGACGGGAUACUUUCGCCUGAAAUGGCAAAACUUCCUUACCUUCGAUCAUUUGAUGUUGCUUACAAUUACUUACAAGGCACAAUACCACCCGAAUGGGGUCUAACACGGUUGCAAGACAUUUCGAUUCUUGGAAACCGUAUCUCCGGGGAAAUCCCACCGGAACUAGGGAAUAUCACGACUCUCACAAGGCUGGACUUUGAAGCAAACUAUCUUUCAGGAACAAUUCCACCCGAAUUAGGGAAAUUAUAUAAUUUGAAACAUUUGAUGUUGUCCUCGAACCGGUUUACAGGGAGGCUGCCUCCGGCACUUGGUCAACUAGGAAACCUAACAAAUUUUAGGAUAAACGAAUGCAACUUCAGUGGGCCCAUACCUGAUUUUAUACAGAAUUGGAAACAGCUUAACAGAUUAGAGAUGGUGGCGAGUGGACUCACUGGACCGAUUCCUUCAAACAUAAAUCUUCUCGAGAGCCUAGCCGAUCUGAGACUUGGUGACAUAACUGGGCCCUCUCAGCAAUUUCCUCCCCUUAGAAAUGCGACAGCAUUAAUAAGAUUGAUCUUGAGAAAUUGCAACCUUUCUGGAGAAUUACCCGAUUAUAUUUGGCAAGUGAGAGAACUCGAAUUGUUGGAUGUAAGUUUUAACAAUUUAGUAGGGAGAAUAUCUGACAACGUCCUUGGGAGGAGCCUCCGAUACGUGUUUUUAACUGAUAACAUGCUAAGUGGAGACAUACCGAAUGAGUUGUUGGUAAACGGGGCUGCUAUUGAUCUUUCCUACAACAAUUUUACAUGGCAAGAACCUAAUCAACCUUCAUGCGAACAAAACACGAAUACAUACGUAAACUUAUUUAGAAGCUCUUCAACCGGAAACCCAAUACAAGAUGUGCUUCCAUGCAAGGAGGAUACCACAUGUCGUAGAUCAGAUGCGUGUUCAAUUCACGUUAAUUGUGGUGGGAAUGAUGUGACGGUUACAGAAAGUAACGGACAAUCGGUUGUUUACAAAGGAGAUGCUGACGUGGAUGGUGGUGCCGCAAAAUUAUAUGAAAGUGACAAGAAUUGGGGAUUUAGUAGCACUGGAGACUUCAUGGAUGAUAAUGUUUAUCAAAACACGCGAUACGUAGAAUCUUUGCAAGGAAACACGAGCUUACCACAACUGUAUACAACCGCACGUCUAUCACCAAUCACACUCACUUACUUCAGCUAUUGUUUGGAAAACGGAGAGUAUUUGGUUAAUCUACACUUUGCAGAGAUCGUAUUCAUUAACGAUACUACGUUUAGAAGUCUUGGUCGCCGGAUAUUUGAUAUUUAUAUUCAGGGACAAUUGGUUAAAAGGAAUUUCAAUAUUCAAGAAGCUGCUGGUGGGUUUGGGAGGCCGGUGGUUGUACCGUUCAAUGCUAGUGUGACAAAUAACAUUUUAGAGAUACGGUUUUAUUGGGCGGGUAAAGGAACGACCCGUUUUCCUAGAAGAGGAGUCUAUGGACCUCUUAUAUCGGCUAUUGAUGUUGAUCCAUACUUUAAAACUUGUUCGGAAGGUGGAAAAAAGAAAAACAAAGCUGCGGUUUUUAUCGGUGUCGGGGUUGCGGUUCCAUGUCUUGUAUUGUUGUUGGUUUUGAUCAUUUUGUGGAGGAGAAAAAGUUUCAAAGGGCGAAAUAGAGCGAAUGACAAAGAUUUUGAAGGAAUGUCGAUGAAAACAAUUUCGUUUUCGUAUAAACAACUUAAAGCAGCUACUGACAACUUUAGUCGUUCGAACAAAAUAGGGGAAGGAGGUUUUGGGCCAGUUUACAAGGGUACGUUGGGUGAUGGCACUGUGAUUGCAGUGAAGCAGCUUUCAGCUCAAUCAAGGCAAGGAAACCGUGAGUUCUUGAAUGAGAUUGGUGUGAUUUCAUGCUUACAACAUCCGAAUCUUGUUAAACUCCAUGGAUGUUGCAUUGAAGAAGAUCAAUUGUUGCUUGUUUAUGAGUAUAUGGAAAAUAAUAGUCUUGCAAACGCUUUGUUUGAGUCGAAAAAAAGUAUUUUGAUGCUGGAUUGGGCAACGAGGUUCAAGAUAUGUAUUGGGAUUGCUAAAGGUUUAGCUUUUCUUCAUGAGGAAUCAAGGAUCAAAAUUGUGCAUCGGGACAUCAAAGCCACAAAUGUAUUGCUUGAUAAAGAUCUGAACCCUAAAAUAUCAGAUUUUGGAUUGGCAAGGUUAAAUGAGGAGGAGAAGACUCACGUUAGCACCAGAGUUGCUGGAACAAUAGGAUACAUGGCACCUGAGUAUGCACUUUGGGGUUACUUGAGCGAUAAAGCAGAUGUUUAUAGCUUUGGAGUCCUGGCGUUGGAGAUUGUCAGUGGAAAGAAGAACAACAGUUACGUUCCAAUAAACGAUUGCAUUUGUCUUCUAGAUUGGGCUUGUCGAUUGGAAACGAGUAAACAAUACGAAGAGCUUUUUGACGAGAGAUUAGAGUCGAGAAUCAACAAAGAAGAAGCGGAAACCGUGGUGAAAGUAGCGCUUCUGUGCACGAACGGUUCUGCGUCGGUGAGGCCGACGAUGACGGAGGUUGUAAGCAUGCUCGACGGGAAAACUUGUGUGCCGGAGAUAAUUCCGGAGUCGAAUGAAUACUCCGAAGAUUUGAGAUUCAAAGCGAUGAGAGACUUUCGACGUGAGAUGAAAGAUCCAAUCCGUCGAUACCAGAACCUACUGAAGAAGAUUGAGUAAAUGGUUUGAAAACAUGCCAUUGAUGAUCCGGGGAGAAUGGAUCACGGCGUCACAGGGGCGACGGCCGGCGGAGACUCUGGUUCCAUCCGGCGUCACAUUUUUUUUUUUUUUUUUUUU
Messenger RNA from Lactuca saligna, 3216 nucleotides. The record is from the annotation of a GenBank genome assembly. NCBI's taxonomy places the organism in Eukaryota, Viridiplantae, Streptophyta, Magnoliopsida, Asterales, Asteraceae.